Molecule: messenger RNA, 394 nt
Organism: Oncorhynchus kisutch (coho salmon)
Lineage: Eukaryota; Metazoa; Chordata; Actinopteri; Salmoniformes; Salmonidae
Product: ran GTPase-activating protein 1-like
Exons: 3
Source: RefSeq, a predicted model, not a curated record
CUACAGCAGCCUAUCCACUAGCCUCUGUGUCCUGCUCAGUCACAUCAUAUCACUCUACUCACACCAGUCCAGUCCGGGAGGAAGAUGGGGGUCAAUACUCGCUGUGUUGCUCUGCUGGUUCUGCUGCUGUUAGCUCAAGUCCUAAGCGGUGUUCACUCUCAGGAGGAGGAAGAGGAGGUCCAGGAGGAGCAGGCGGAGGAGAUGCAACCAGAAGAGGAGGUGCAGGAGGAGGAGCAGCAGCAGGAGGAAGAGGUCCUAGAGACAUGGACAGGGACAGGGAAAGCCUGCAUAUGUGACUGUGAAGGGGGGGAGUCUGCGACAGGUACCCCCACUAUGACAUCACCUGUCCUGGCCACAUCGCCUCCUCAGAGCCGCCCACUAGACUGCAUGCCAG